UAGAGUGUAGUAGGUAUUAUUCAUGCACUAAUAGCUUUUCUCCAGGCCAAAGGAAAAAGUUAUAGGGGAAAAAAAAAUGAAAUAAAUGGAAGUUAAAACCAACGAUGUAGUAACACUAGGAAAAUCGAUACUAGUUCCUAGUGUUCAAGAGUUAGCCAAAGAAAAUUUAGAGACAGUCCCAGAAACUUAUAUUCAACUUAAUCAAGAUCCUACAAUAAAAUUAGGAGGUGAAGAUGAACUUAAUGAUCUUAAAGUGCCAACCAUCAACAUGAAAGCCUUGCUCGCUGGAGACAAUAUAGAGUUGGAGAGAUUGCAUUCAGCAUGCCAAGAGUGGGGCUUUUUCCAGCUUAUAAACCAUGGAGUGGACACAUCCUUGGUGGAGGAACUAAAGUUGGAGACCAAAGAAUUUUUCAACCUCCCAUUGGAAGAAAAGCAAAAAUACGCACAGACGUCAAAUGAAGUGGAGGGAUAUGGGCAAGUGUUUAUGGUAUCUGAAGACCAGAAGCGUGAUUGGGCCGAUGUAUUCCUCUUCACUACUCUUCCUAAACAUCGACGGAGACCAAACUUGCUCCCCAAAUUGCCACUCCCUUAUAGGGAUACAUUGGAAAAUUACUCUGCCCAGUUACAAAACCUUGCGACCAAACUUCUCGAUUGCAUGUCAAAAGCUUUAAAGAUUGACAUAGAAUUGUUAAGAGGGCUGUUUGGAAAUGAGGGACUUCAAUCUUUCAGGAUGAACUAUUAUCCACCAUGCCCUCAACCUGAGAAGGUCAUAGGUUUAACAGCUCAUUCAGAUGCUGUUACCCUUACUAUUCUACUCCAAUUCAAUGAUGUAGUUGGCCUCCAGAUAAAGAAAGAUGCCAAGUGGGUUCCUGUCCAACCCGUGCCUAACGCUUUCGUGGUUAACAUAGGGGAUAUUUUGGAGAUUGGAACUAAUGGGCUCUAUCGAAGCAUUUUGCACCGAUCAGUUGUGAAUGCAACAAAAGAAAGGAUAUCGUUAGCAGCGUUUCAUAUGCCAGCACUUGAUGCGGAGAUAGGCCCGGUACCCGAGCUAAUACAACCAGGUACUCCGGCCCGAUUUAGAAGGAUAAACGUGGCAGAAUAUUUCAAAGGAUACUUUUCUCGUGCCCUCGACGAAAAAUCUUACCUUGAUGCUAUGAGGAUCAGUGAAAAGGACACUUAAGUGGGCUUGGCGACAAAGAUCAACUUGCUGAAAUAUGCAUUGCAAUAAUAAUCUUUGUUUGACAUGAACUUAAAAUAAAUUUCCAAGAGAGGAAAAAUAAUUGAGCGUAAUGUUAAUUUGAAAAAUAAUCAACUUGAUUUUCAGGUUGGUAGCUAGUGUGAAAUUAUUUCCAUGAAAUCUUAAGUUAAAUAAUGGAUUUAUAUAGGGUCUGUUCUCCUCAA
Beta vulgaris subsp. vulgaris (sugar beet) is the source of this 1401-nucleotide messenger RNA. Its product is annotated as protein SRG1. The record is from RefSeq and is a predicted model, not a curated record. The coding region runs from base 86 to 1180 and encodes 364 amino acids. Lineage: Eukaryota; Viridiplantae; Streptophyta; Magnoliopsida; Caryophyllales; Amaranthaceae. The transcript is spliced from 4 exons.